GCUACUGAAGAAAGUAAAUGGACGAUCGCAGCGUCGAACGUCAGCCUGUCUCUCGCCAAGAGAGAAUGUGCGAUAUAUAAGCCACUAACUUGACUCGCCAUUCGGUAGUUUUUUAACUGCACCGCGGACGCACACUUGUACGACAAUGGAAAUUCCGAAAUUAAUUAUAUUGCUGUGUUGCUCAUAUUAUGGCUUUGCAUCACAUGAGUCACAUCACGUCCAAACUAUACCCGUGGAGAACUAUGAAACUGAACUGCAAGUUCUUGGUGAACACGUAGAAAUUCCAGAAACUCCGGUAAGAGUGGUAAAAAUCACCAAAACUGUGGCUGUCAAGGUGCCCGUGCCAUAUCCAGUAAAAGUGAUCGAAAAGGUGCCUUAUCCUGUUCACAUCAAUAAGCCUUACCCCGUCCCCGUGCCACAAAUAGUUAAAGUUCCCCACGUUGAAAGCCCCCAGCAACUGCACGGACAUGAAGCUCUCGGAAGCCAAGGUAGCCACUAUCCUGGCAACUCUUACCAAGUACAAGAAGCACAUGCGCGUGGCGGCCACUCAGACGGAGACUCGUUCGGUCCAGAAAGUCAAUCAUACAACGGAGGCAACUCCGGCCUUAGUCAAAGUUUUUUACCUCACAGUGAUGAGUAUUCUUCCGAAGGAUCAUCUGGUAAUUCUUACGGAGCACCGUCAUCCAGUUACUACGGCGGGAGCGAUGCUGAAUCUUUUGAAUCCAGAAACUACAAUCAAGCAGUAAAACCCCACAAAACUAAUGCAAAUGUCAACACUUUCAAAUACCACUAAUUCAGCAUACCUACUGAUAGGUUUGUAGAAAAGUACCUGACUGGUUUGUUUUUAAACAUUAACCACCUUAUUACUAAACGACAUAACUUUUGUCUGUGAUAACCCUUUUUUUUAUUUCGGACUAUUUUCCAAAAAAAAGCUUGUGUUUAUAUAGUGUAAUUACAAAAAAGAUUAACACACAUUUAAUGCGCGUUUAAGAAAUUUUUGUGCGCGAUAUUUUUUUUUCACAUACGGUUCAAACAUCGUAUCAUUUUUUAUAAUAACACUAUAUAAAUUGUUUGAAAUGCAUAGUAACACUGUAAAUGAAAAAUCAACAGAUAGUGCUUGUACAAACAUAGAUUUAUACUUUCCAUUGGAAAUAACUACCUACUUGUAACGUUGCAGAAGUUUAUAAGAUCGAAAUUGCAUUCCUUAAUUGUUGAUUAUUUCAGAAUUUCUUAGCAACGGGAUAGGAUACUGUCAGCAACGAUGUUUAUGUAGUUUUUAUAUUUAUGAAUGUGAUGAGCGGGCGUGUUGGAACAGUAAUAUUUAUUGUUAAGGCUAUAUUUCUGUUUCUUUUGUUGUUGCUAGAUGUGUAUUGAUAAAUAUAAUUGUUAUUUUGUUUCAAUAAAUUAUGAAUAAGUAUUAAAAAAGUGUUUAUACUAAAUCCAUUUAUUCCACUAUAACUAAUUAAACAUUUAAUUAAAAUAUAUUUUAAUGUAUGGAUUCGUGCAGAAAAUACCUAGUUACAUGUAUAUAACUUCACUACCAUACCGCAACAAAUAUAAUGUUCAUGUAAUGAUUAAUACAAAUUAAACAUCUUACAAUGUAGCUUAAAUUUAGGAAUGCAUAAAGUACUAAAUGUCUAUGGCGGGAAAUUCUUUUGAUACUACGUACGUUACAUAAGAUGAAGUUGUGUAAUAAUAACACUGCACUGUCCAACAAAUAUGUCUUGCAAAAAUGCAAUCUUUUAUCUUAUAAUUAUGUAACGUAUAUCAUUUAUUAUUGUAUAAGCGGAAAUACAUGUAAUGGUAACAACACAAAUUCUAGGAAAAGGAUUAUUAUAAUACAAUUCCAAGGAUGAUAUCUAUUUUCUAUCACAUCACAAUGUUAAAUAACACACAGUUACAUUUACGAUCUAUUAUUAUUUUAAAA
Messenger RNA from Helicoverpa armigera (cotton bollworm), 1927 nucleotides. RefSeq lists its product as uncharacterized. The coding region runs from base 146 to 793 and encodes 215 amino acids. The record is from RefSeq and is a predicted model, not a curated record. The transcript is spliced from 2 exons. NCBI's taxonomy places the organism in Eukaryota, Metazoa, Arthropoda, Insecta, Lepidoptera, Noctuidae.